This is a messenger RNA of Linum tenue, 1471 nucleotides long. NCBI's taxonomy places the organism in Eukaryota, Viridiplantae, Streptophyta, Magnoliopsida, Malpighiales, Linaceae. The record is from the annotation of a GenBank genome assembly.
UCAAAGAGGGCCAAGAGGCCGCACCAGAACCACAAAACUGCGCGCCUCUCUGCCUUUCUACUUUCUAGUCGUUUAGUUUAACCUGAAUCGGAGCGGUUCUUGUGGUUGCAGUUCAUAAUCGGAGCCGUCGAUGGCGUUUUCCCCUCUUCCCCCGGCAGCCAUCGAACCCGCCGCAUUUCCUUCAUCUUUCACCCACCCUUUUCCUCUCCGGGAAAACGGGUUCAAGCCGCCGGCAAGCAAUCGCUGGGCACAAGGAGGAAGAAGGAGACGAGCUCCAAGGAUUGCGGCGGUGGUCGGAGGAGGAGGAGAUGAACUAUCAUCCGCCGCCGCGACCAUGCUGUCGGGUCAGCAAGGCCAAGCCUCCACCGUCACCUGGGAGAUUGUCGUCGGAGCUACAGCCGGAGUGUUGCCGUUCGUGGUGGCCGGGAUUGAGUUCAGCAAGAGAAUAGUUGGGUAGCUCUGCCUCUUGUUUGCACGGAUUUGGGAAUUGAUUGAAUUCCGAGGUUCAAUUAACUGCAAUCUACAGUCGCUACUACUGACAAAUGCGCGUCUCUGUUUUUCUGCGUUUGAAGAUAGAACAGAGGAGGUGUGAAGUGUGCGGAGGGUCUGGGCUGGUUCUAAUGGAGGACAAGGACAACCGGGAGGAGUACUGUCGCUGCCCUGGAUGCGGUGGGUUUCUGCCAUGGCAGUCUUGGAAGAGAUUCUUCACCGGCUAAUUGGCAAUUACCCUUGUUAAGUGGACUUUGUGCUUAUGGUCUUCUGUGGACAAUUAGUGUGCUGUAUGAUUAGGAUUAGCACUUGUAAUUACUAAAAUCGUUUGACGCUGUGUGGCAGCUAAACAAACAAGAAAUAGAGUUGAACUUGGAAGGAGGAAGUAAUAUUAAAUUGCUUGCAUCUUGGAUUUGGAUGGUAUGAAAUCUACAUGUCAGCCAUAGCCUUUGCGAGAGAUGACUUCUGUUUGCGGCAGGAAAGUUUUCAAGGAUAACAUAGUAAUUAUGGGACUCCGAUCUGGAUUUCCUUGUCCGACCUUCUCGAGAGUGGAAGAACUUGUGAGGCAGAGGCGGCUCCCAGGAUCUACGCUUCGACGUCCAAGUUAGUACGAUAUAGGAGGGGGUGUAUGGUAUGUAGAGAGAUAAAGCAGAGAGAGACCUUAGGGGAAGUGAGGAAGGGAAGGAGAGAUCCCUAGUUUGGAGGGUUAGGCCUCCUUAUACAGGGUUUGAGCUUCCUUGAGUGGGCUUGAGCCCAAGAUAUCUUGCGGUGGGCUUGGGCCAGUUUAUAGUCGCGUUAGGCUUAUUAAUCCUUAUCCCAACAACUUCCAUGGUGAUCAUCAAAGCGGAUGCCAUGAAGUUGUUAUCACUUGUCAACUUUCAUCUCAUAAAUGCAAAUCGAGACAUCCGGUUGUAAUUCAAGUUAUAUGAUAAUCCUUUAUCGUGGGACCGAGAUUGGAACCGGAGAGAAUCGAGACUAAAAC